This is a messenger RNA of Solenopsis invicta (red fire ant), 2879 nucleotides long. RefSeq lists its product as uncharacterized. Gene Ontology annotation, molecular function: fatty acid elongase activity. The record is from RefSeq and is a predicted model, not a curated record. Gene Ontology annotation, cellular component: membrane. The coding region runs from base 193 to 2022 and encodes 609 amino acids. The transcript is spliced from 7 exons. NCBI's taxonomy places the organism in Eukaryota, Metazoa, Arthropoda, Insecta, Hymenoptera, Formicidae.
GGGGUGGUAAAUAUGAAUAUGACAUUAAAAACAAAAUUUUAUACUUUGGUAAUUAAUUAUAAUUUAUUAAAAACGCUGGAAAAUACGAAUUUAAACCACGUGACUUAAACAAGUUCUGAUUGGACGGCUGCAUCGUGACGUCAAAUGCUGGUAGACGAUCGAGCCGAACGUGAUUUGCAGUAAUCGUGAAUUAUGGCACAGCCAGGUUUCGUUAAAGCUCAGUCGGAUAAUUUACCAUGUGUGGAUGUAGUAAUGAUUUCAAAUUUCUUUGCUAACAACCCAACACUCAAUAUAGCUGAAUCUCGAGGAGUUAAAAUGCAUAGAGCAAGUCAGGAAAGGUAUGGUGACGAAGCAAUUGGAUAUGUGGAGAUAUGUCGUCAAAAAAGAAUGUGUACCAUUCGUGCUAAAAUAUGCCCUGAACACAAAGUUCGUAACAAGGCAUACGCAGUUGAAUUAAUAAUUGAUGAAAGACAAAAUGAAAUUAAAAGUGCACAAUGCUUUGAUUGUGCAGCUUCUUCAGGUGGUUGCAAGCACGCCAUAGCAUUUUUAAUGUGGGCACAUCGAAGAAGCGAAGAACCUGCUCCAACAUCUAUAGCAUGUUAUUGGAAGCGUCCCACAAUGUCGUCAAUAGGAACAUCAUUAAAAUGUGUAACUGCGAAGGUGUUGAGUAGAAGCAAAUAUGAAGAAUCUACAGUAUUAAAUACAAAUUUUUUGGAAGAUUUCAUCGAAAUAGCUAAAGCAAGAAAACUCGACAGUCAAAUUACGCGUCAUUUCAUACAUAAUUACGACAAUUCUUUAAAAUCAUUAUCAUUACAUUUUCUUCUUUUAAAAUAUUGUAGCUGUAGUGAUCGAGAUAAAAGAAAUGUUACUGACUUUUUACUUUUUGCAAAGCAACACAUGAGCUUAAAUUUGUGCAUUGAAGCUGCGAAAGCUACAAAAGAACAAAGUUCCUGUUCGCUAUGGUAUGAACUACGCUAUGGAAGAAUUGCAGCUUCGACCAUAUAUGAAGCUACAAACUGUAAAACUACAAACGGUUCGUACGUUGAAAGAGUUAUAGGUGCAGUAAAAUUAAUAGAGACUGAAGCGAUGAGACGAGGAAGAAAUCUUGAACGAGAAGUUUUACACGUAGUCGAGAAAAAGUUGGGGACGGAAUUUUACCCAACUGGUUUAAUAUUGUUGCCUGAUUACCCUAUAUUUGGAGCAUCUCCUGAUUCUUAUACGAAAGAUUACAUCGUCGAGGUUAAAUGCCCGUUAACCGAAAAAUCUGAAGACAGAUAUAUAUAUCCAAGAGUAGCCGAUCUAUUGUUCGUCGAUUCUGCUUAUCAAAUACCACUUAUAAUAUUCGCAUAUCUGUACUUCGUGCUCGUCUAUGGGCCUAAAUUCAUGAAGAACAAGCCGCCAUACAAAUUAAAGAUGUUUAUACAAUUGUAUAAUAUCAUUCAAAUUUUCAUAAAUACGUGGUUAAUUUACGAAGCAACUGAUGCAGGUUUAUUCACGAACAAGAUAAUAUGUCUCGGUCCUGAUUAUUCUUACAAUUAUAAUGCAAUGAGGAUUACUAGAUGUGUAUGGAUUUAUUUAUUGUUAAAAAUAUUUGAUUUGGUCGAAACCGUCUUAUUUGUAUUAAGAAAAAAAGACAAUCAGGUAUCUGGUUUGCAUUUGUACCAUCACGUCUCUAAUGUACUUAUAGUGUGGUUAUGUGUAAGAUAUUUGAAUUCUUCUUUCAACGGGGUUAUUGGCGUAAUCAACUGCUUAAUACACGUGAUAAUGUAUACGUAUUACUUCCUGGCAGCCUGUGGACCGACCGUCCAAAAAACUGUUGCACCUCUAAAACGAUGGAUAACUACAGCACAAAUGAUACAAUUUAUCGUGAUGCUAUUAUACAUAUCGCAUCCAUUGAUACUAUGUGACAAAAUCCGACGUAUUUGGUUGACCAUAAUGCUUAUUAUACAUUUAUUAAUAAACUUUUUCAAUUUCUAUAAUUUCUAUGUAAGAUCGUACAUGAAAUAUAAGAAAAAUCAGUAAAAAUAUAUGAAAUCUUCAAAUUGCGCCAAUUAUAAGAAGAAUAUAUUGCUCUUUGAAAUAACUCCUGUACUACUUUUAACAUAUAAAAUGCAAGUAAUAGUAAUCUUAAUUUUUUUUAACCCGUAAUUGUCACACUUCCAAAUAAUAACAUAAUGAUCACACAGGGUCCACAGGAUCAACCAGUUGCCAUUUGCCAGCUUUUUGAUAUUUUGUCGCAAAAAUUUUACUAGACAUACCUUGAAACUCAAUAGUCAAUCAUUAUAAUCAUCUUCAGAAGAUGAUCCAAAACUAGGAUCAAAAUGUUUGUAAUUCGUUAUUUAACGCUUGUUCGCUAAUUACAUACUCACACACGAGCAACCUGUGUUGGCUCUCUCGACAUAAAUUUUUAUUUUAAUUUAUUUAAUCAGAGUCUCUCCUAAUACAAUAAAAAUAUUGUAAUAGAUUAAUGAAAUAGAUAAAUUGUAAUGAUUGACAAUUGAGUUUCGAGUGCACUUCUGUUGAUUAUUGAAUAUUUCAUUAAUGCGAGUGCAUUUACACAUAAUGAAUUUUGCGAAGUCAUAACAUUUCUACGGAAUCUACGUUAACAAAACACUAUGUUAUGUACGAGUAUGUGUGUACAUCGGUUUAAUGUGCGCGCUCAAGGAUUACACUUCUAGUAGCGUGCACGCCUAAGGUUCCGCGAAUAAGCUCACGACACGCGUGCGCAAGUCGAGCAGGAUUAGAAAGAUGUCGCGUGGAGCGUGCGCGACGGGGCGAAGACGGAAGUCGACAUUGAUUUGAGAUCCUUCGUACAUACACACACUCGCUGUAACGGUUGUCGGACAUUUUCUAAAUAUAUGUGCUGUUUAAUUAUUCUA